AUGGAAAAUCCAAAUUGGAACAACGGGGAGGUACCACCUCCACCUCCACCUCCCCUUAAUCAAGAUCAAAUCAUCCUCCAAUUACAACAACAAAUGGAGGAGAUGAGAAGGGAAAGAGAGGAGGAAAGGAGAAGAGAGGCACCGGUUAGAAAUGCAUUUGGGAACGUCAAUAUCCCAAUGCCACCCAUUGAUCCAAGAGUGAAUGCCAACAAUUUUGAGUUGAAGACGGCAUUGAUCCAAUUUGUGGAGCAACGUGUUUUCUCGGGAAGGCCCACGGAGGAUCCUAAUAUGCACUUAGCCAAAUUCUUGGAGAUUGCCAACACAACCAAGCUUAAUGGGGUUCCCGAAGAUACAAUCAAGCUUAGGCUAUUCCCAUUCUCAUUGACGGGAUGUGCUAGAGAUUGGUUUGAUAACCUUGAGCCGGGCUCGGUUAUAAGUUGGGACGACUUAGCCAAAAAAUUCUUGGAGAGGUUCUUCCCUCUUAGCUCUACUCUCAACCUACAAGCGGAGAUCUCCCACUUUAAAAUGAAGAACCAAGAGUCUAUGUUCGAAGCAUGGGAGAGAUUCAAUGCUUUGUUGAAGAAGUGUCCUAACCAUGGGUUAUCUCCGGGCCAUCAAGUGAGCCUUUUCUAUAAUGGAUGCUCGGAGUUUAUCAAAAGUCAACUAGACUUUGGUUCGGGGGGAUCAUUCUUAGACAAAGGGGUUGAUGAGUGCAAGAAGAUGCUUCAAAGGCUUGCAUACACUAGCAAGAGUUGGAGCUCGGGUCGAGAUGGCUCUAUGCCGGUAGCUUCGGUUGUUGAUUCGGAUGCAUUCAAUCUCCUCAACCAACAAAUGAUGAUUCUCAAUCAAAAGGUGGAUAGCAUAAAUUUGGGGAUGGCUCCCAAUGUAGAGCCUCAACCUACCGUAGAGGAUGUUAAUUAUGUUCAUCAAGGGGGAAACCAAGGAGGAAAUCAACGGAACUUCUACAAUUAUCGCCCCAACAAUGGGGGUGGUAAUUAUCGUCCGUUCUUCAAUACACAUCCAAAUCUUUCGUAUGGGAAUCCUAAUAAUGCUAUUCAACCAAGUGGGGUUAACAAUUCACCUAGCAUUUCAAAGUCUUCAAGUGAUGUUACCAAUGAGCUUCUAAAAGCUUUGAUGGAGAAGACCGAUGGGAUUAUGGAACACUCUACCAAGAGAAUUGAUAAAGUUGAGACGGCGGUGGUAGAAGUUGCUACAAGAAUGGGGGCUUUGGAGCACCAAAUGAGUCAAAUUGCUCAAACCGUGGGUCAACUUCAUCAACCGGGGCAAUUUCCAAGCAACACUAUUCCUAACCCAAAAGAUUGCAAGGCAAUUAAUUUGAGGAGUGGAACAAGCUAUGAGGGUCCCACUAUGCCCGGAAAGGAAGCUAUUGUUCAACCCGAAAAAGAAGAAGGAGAGGAAAUAGAGAUGGAAACACCACCGGAGAGCUCGCCUAAAGUUCAACCCGAGAUAAUUGUUCCUCCCAAACCCAUGGAAGUUAAGCUUCCCUUCCCUCAAAUGAUACAAAAGAAGAAGAAGGAUGAACAAUUUUCAAGAUUUUUGGAUAUCUUUAGGAAAGUUCAAAUCAACAUUCCUCUUGUUGAAGCACUUCAACAAAUGCCGAGCUAUGCAAAGUUCCUCAAGGAUGUUGUCUCACAAAAGAGGAAAUGGGGGCAAUAUGAGACGGUCAACUUAACGGAGAGUUGUAGUGCAAUUAUUCAAAAGAAGCUACCGGCCAAGAAGUCGGAUCCGGGGAGCUUUACUAUUGAGUGCACUAUUGGAAAUUGCUUUGUGGAGAAUGCCUUGUGCGAUCUAGGUGCUAGCAUCAAUCUUAUGCCAUUGUCCUUCUUCAACAAGUUGAAUAUUGGCAAGUUGAAGUCCACUAGCAUUACUUUACAAAUGGCCGAUAGAUCUAUAUCAUAUCCCUCGGGCAUAGUUGAAGAUAUUUUGGUGAGGGUGAAUGACUUCAUAUUCCCCGUUGACUUUGUGGUGUUGGAUAUGGAAGAGGAUAGAGUUGUACCUCUUAUAUUGGGGAGACCGUUCCUUGCUACCGGGAAGGCCAUGAUAGAUGUUUCAAAGGGAGAGCUUACACUCCGCCUUAAUGAUGAGAGUGUGACAUUUUCGAUCUAUGAGGCCUUGAAGAGGCAUGAUGUGGAACCGGGAGGAAGUCUUCAACAUUGCAAUGUUGUGACCGUGAUGGAUGAGUGUGUUGGAAGAGUGGCACCGACCUCUUACUUGGAUGAUCAAUUGGAGAGAUGCAUUUCUCACUCUAUUUAUUCUUCUCACUCUCUUGAUAUUUUAGAUGUUAACCUUGAGUUGUUGGAAUUUGUAGGUGCUUUGGACUCGGCUAAGGAGGUUCCUAGAUCACGUCGUCCACAAUUUCUACCUCUUAGGGAUGAAAGUGAAGAUAGCGAGAAAGAAGUGGAAAGCAAGAAGAUUGAGUUGAAGCCACUACCAUCACACUUGCAAUAUGCCUUCCUUGGAGAGAAUGAUACCUUUCCGGUAAUUGUAUCAUCUUCCCUCUCUAGUUCCGAGUUAGAUAAGUUGUUGAGAGUUCUUAGAAAGCACAAGAGUGCUAUUGGGUGGUCCAUAUCGGACAUUAAGGGAAUAAGCCCAACCAUUUGCAUGCAUAGGAUUCACUUAGAAGAGGGGUACAAGCCUAAGGUACAAAACCAAAGGCGAUUAAAUCCUAUUAUGCAAGAUGUUGUUAGAAAAGAAGUUUUAGCCAAAAAGGGGGGUACUACCGUGGUAAAAGGGAAAAAUGAUGAGUUGAUAGCAACGAGAGUGGUGUCCGGAUGGAGGGUUUGCAUCGACUAUCGUACUUUAAAUUCGGCCACUAGGAAAGACCAUUUUCCCCUCCCUUUUAUUGAUCAAAUGUUGGAUAGAUUAGCCGGACAUGAGUAUUAUUGUUUUCUUGAUGGAUACUCGGGUUAUAACCAAAUUUUGAUAGCCCCCGAGGAUCAACAUAAGUCCGCUUUUGUGUGUCCCUACGGUGUGUAUGCAUAUAGAAGAAUGUCUUUUGGGCUUUGUAAUGCCCCGGCUACUUUUCAAAGAUGCAUGAUGUCUAUUUUUCAUGAUAUGGUUGAGGACAUUAUGGAGGUUUUUAUGGAUGACUUCUCUGUUUUUGGCAUGACAUAUGAUAUGUGCUUGGAUAAUCUAACCAAGGGACUUGAAGUGGAUAGAGCCAAGAUAGCGGCCAUUGAGCAAUUGCCACCUCCUUCUAGUGAGAAGGCCGUGAGGAGCUUCCUAGGCCAUGCGGGGUUCUAUAGGCGUUUCAUCAAAGAUUUUUCACAUAUUGCUAGACCUCUUUGUCAUUUACUAGCUAAAGAUGUAAAAUUUGAUUUCACUCUUGAAUGUGUGCAGGCGUUUGAGAAGCUCAAAGCGGCAUUGGUGAGCGCUCCAAUAUUGAUCUUUCCCGAUUGGUCACAACCCUUUGAGAUCAUGUGUGAUGCAAGUGAUGUAGCGGUAGGCUCGGCUUUGGGACAAAAGAGAGACAAGUUAUUCCGGGUGAUAUACUAUGCUAGUAGAACAUUGGACUCGGCUCAAGUUAAUUACACCACUACCGAGAAGGAAAUGCUUGCGGUGGUCUACUCAUUUGACAAGUUCCGCCCUUAUCUCAUUGGGGCCAAGACUAUUACUAUUGUCUUCACCGACCAUGCCGCCAUCCGUCAUCUUUUUGCAAAACAAGAUGCGAAACCAAGACUUAUAAGAUGGAUCUUGCUUCUUCAAGAAUUUGAUUUUGAGAUCCGAGAUAGAAAAGGGUGUGAGAACGUAGUGGCGGAUCAUCUAUCAAGAUUGGAGCAUGCUAGUGAAGAAGAGAAGUUGAAAUUGGUCAUAAAUGAAGAAUUCCCGGAUGAACACUUGUUCUAUGUGGCUCAAGGCAAGGUGGCAUGGUAUGCUAACAUAGUGAAUUAUCUUGUUGCUAAGGUAGUUCCGGAUGGGCUCACGGAUUAUGCAAAGAAGAAGUUUUUCCAUGAUGUGAAGUUCUAUUUUUGGGAUGAGCCUUGCCUCUUUAGAAGAUGUGCCGACAUGGUAAUUAGAAGAUGUGCUCCUCAAGAGGAGCAAUGUAAUGAGUGCCAAAGGACCGGGGGGGUGUCAAAGAAGAAGGAAAUGCCUAUGACCCCUAUUGUGGAAGUUGAGUUGUUUGAUGUUUGGGGGAUCGAUUUCAUGGGCCCCUUUCCAUCAUCAUGUGGCUAUCAAUAUAUUCUCUUGGCGGUGGACUAUGUGUCUAGAUGGGUAGAGGCUAUUCCUACCCACACCAAUGAUUCUAAGGUUGUGAUUAAGUUUGUCCAAAAGAAUAUCUUCACAAGAUUUGGCACCCCACGAGCCCUAAUUAGUGAUGGAGGUUCCCAUUUCAAUAAUCGAUGGUUGACAAGUGUGCUUACUAGAUAUGGAGUGAAGCAUAGAGUAACAACACCCUACCACCCUCAAGCUAAUGGUCAAACCGAGUUAGCCAACCGGGAGGUGAAGCAAGUCCUAGAGAAGACGGUGAACACAAAUCGAAAGGAUUGGUCACUUAAACUUGAUGAUGCAUUGUGGGCAUAUAGGACGGCUUAUAAGACACCCAUUGGGAUGUCGCCAUAUCAAUUGGUAUUUGGAAAGUCGUGCCACCUUCCGGUAGAGAUGGAGCAUCGCUCAUAUUGGGGUGUGAAGAAAUUGAACUUGGAUUUCUUGAAGGCCGGAAAGGAAAGAAUGCUUCACCUCAAUUUGCUAGAAGAAUUUAGGAAUGAGGCUUAUGUCAAUUCCUCUAUUUACAAGGCAAGGUUGAAGACCUAUCACGACAAGAUGAUUGAAAAGAGAGAGUUCUCCCCGGGGGAUGCGGUACUACUCUACAAUCAUAGAUUGAGGUUCUUCCCGGGCAAGCUCAAGUCUAAAUGGUCGGGGCCAUUCACUAUAAAAAAUGUGAUGACCAAUGGAACAAUGGAGCUUAUUGGGGCCGAUGGAAGUACUUUCAUGGCGAAUGGCCACAACAUUAAAAGGUUCUACACAAGGGAGCAACAAGAUGAGGUCUUCGUGGUGACCUUAACCGAAUGA
This is a messenger RNA of Salvia hispanica, 5031 nucleotides long. Lineage: Eukaryota; Viridiplantae; Streptophyta; Magnoliopsida; Lamiales; Lamiaceae. The record is from RefSeq and is a predicted model, not a curated record.